Zonotrichia leucophrys gambelii is the source of this 3654-nucleotide messenger RNA. It is a transcript of the gene RFFL, whose product is annotated as ring finger and FYVE like domain containing E3 ubiquitin protein ligase. The transcript is spliced from 7 exons. Gene Ontology annotation, cellular component: cytoplasm; plasma membrane. The record is from RefSeq and is a predicted model, not a curated record. Gene Ontology annotation, biological process: protein K48-linked ubiquitination; proteasome-mediated ubiquitin-dependent protein catabolic process; negative regulation of extrinsic apoptotic signaling pathway via death domain receptors. Bases 433 to 1503 code for a protein of 356 amino acids. Gene Ontology annotation, molecular function: ubiquitin protein ligase activity. Lineage: Eukaryota; Metazoa; Chordata; Aves; Passeriformes; Passerellidae.
CCUUCCCCUGGGCUGUGCCACGCUCGGGAUCUGCUGAGCCCACACUCACAGGAGGCUUUGGGAGCAUCUCCAGGGUGCAGAGCACAGGUGCAGCUGUGCUGAGGAGGGGCUGAAGAUGGAUUGUUGCUGCUGGGCACGGGCUGUGCCUCCAAUUCCAGCCAGGGACUGCGUGGGGAAGGUGUAGCAGCGUCUGGAAUGGGGUGCCAGUGCCAGCCUGCUCUGGGCAGCCUCUGGACAUGAGGGUGUGGGUGCUGUUCAAGGGCACCCCCUGAUGUGCACUCCUGGAUGCACAGGAUCCCAGCCAAAGGGACACAGAAAUCCUGGACUCCCUGUUCUGUGUGGACUGACCUGAGCUCUCUGCCAUUGUACCUGACCAAGGUCCCACCUGAAGAGUUCUAAACUGACAUCACAGUUGCUGAUCAGACUGGUACUAUGUGGGCAAGCUGCUGUAACUGGUUCUGUGUGGAUGGCUCCCCUGAGGAGAUGCAGCCGGCGCCGGCAGCCCGGGCCCAGGCCUACUCCAACCCUGGCUACAGCUCCUUCCCCUCUCCCACGGCCUCUGAGCAGAGCUGCAAAGCCUGUGGGCUGCACUUUGACAGCUCCUCCAGCAAGCACAUCUGCUUGGACUGUAAGAAGAAUUUUUGCACGUCCUGCUCAAACCAGGCCGAGGGUGGGCCCCUGCUCUGCCACCUGUGCCAGCGCUUCCGAGCCACGGCUUUUCAGCGGGAGGAGCUGAUCAAGAUGAAGGUGAAGGAUCUGAGAGAUUAUUUGGCCCUCCAUGAGAUUUCCACAGAGUUCUGUCGUGAAAAGGAGGACCUGGUAUUCCUGAUCCUUGGCCAGCAGCCUGCAAUUACCCAGGAAGAUCAGAUAAGAACAAACACAUUUAAUACCAGUGCCCGUGAACAGCAAGACUUUGUGAGUCACCCCCCAGCCAGCCUGGCCUCUCCUACCUCACACGAUGAGUCCUCAGUGUCUGCAGAUCCCAUCUCAAGUUCAGAAGCUCAGGAACACCAACAGGCCAAUGGUCACGUGCCUCCAAGCCCAGCUGAGAAUGCAGCAGAAGAAGCAGCAGCAGAGGAUGAGAUACAGUCCAGUGACUCCGAGGAUAACCUGGUGCUGGGCAGGAAGGCCUCCCUGUCUGACCUGAGCAGCGUCGGGGACAUCAACGCGCUCUCGGUGCGGCAGCUGAAGGAAAUCCUCGCCCGCAACUUCGUCAACUACAAAGGCUGCUGUGAGAAAUGGGAGCUGCUGGAGAGGGUCACUCGCCUCUACAGAGAGAAGGACCUUCAGCAUCUAGUUUUGGACACCGACGAUCAACCUGGUGGUGCUGGGCCCCCCAGCACCGAGGACAACCUGUGCAGGAUCUGCAUGGACGCUGCCAUCGACUGCGUGCUGCUGGAGUGCGGGCACAUGGUGACGUGCACCAAGUGCGGGAAGCGCAUGAGCGAGUGCCCCAUCUGCCGGCAGUACGUGAUCCGCGCCGUGCACGUCUUCAGGACUUAGCGCGGCUCUGGGCUCGGCGCUGCCGUGCCUUAAAGCCUCCGUGCUCUUAGGGAAAGGGCCAACAUCCCUGCCAACAGCUACCCUGGAGAUCAGCGCGACCCUGCUGCCGGAGAGCCAAGGAGGAAGCCUGGGGAAAGUGCUCUGCUCAAGCCGUGCCCGGCUCUGCUCAUCCCACCAUCGUGCUUUACACCACAGUGCCUGGACUCCUCGGAGCUCAUUGCCAGCAAUCAUUAACCACCUCCAUCCUAGGAUAAUUUGAGGACAGAUGGAUGCCCAGCUUUCCACCAGGAAGAUCAGCUCCAGAGGCUUUGUAGUUUCCUCUGAAUAAUAAAAGUGAACUGGGGUCUGAAAAAGUGUCCUUUGUUUUGUUGCUCAGGCUCUGCCCAGCAACAACUUGAUUUGCGAAGGUUGAAAUGUCACUGUGCUUGUUAAUUUUAUUUUUAAUUUAAUGUUAAAUUGUUAUGCUUGCAGGACAGGCAGACCAUCCCUGCUUUCCCUAAUUCCUAGUGCAAUUGUGGAAAAUGUGUAAUUUUUUAUCAAGGUUGUCUUUGUAUUAUUGAAAACUGCUGGGGAGGGAGGCUGGGAAGGCUCAGCCUUGCCCUGUGUCCUGGGUUUCUGUUUCUGUGCCAGAGGGAGGUUUCUGGUUUGAUUUUGUGACUUUGAUUUCACAGCACGUGCCAGAGGUGGGGCUCAAAGUGAACUGUCCCCACCUGCUGAGGGAGCUACAAAUCCAAGGCUUGAGCCUUCCCCAGGGUUUGGUGAGGAAAGCACAGAGCUGCAGAGCAGUGAGGACUCCACUGCUACACAAUCAUAUUUAAGUACAGGUGACUUUUUCUUUUUUUAGAAGGGAAUCAUGGAAGAAAGCCUUUGUCCCCCUUGGCUCCAUGAGCAAUCUCCACUGCAGAUCAGCUUCCCCAUCCUCCCCAGGGCUCAGUUUUACAGGUCUGUUACCUUCCACUGCUUACCAAAGCAGUUUUGUCCUUUCUGCUGGGGAGGAUGGGGAGAAGCUGUGGCCUGAUCCCUGACAGCUCCUGGGCAGUGUGUUCAGCUGGAAGAGGAGUCUGGCAGCUCCUCCUGGAGGUGAUUUUAACUGGUGUCAUUUCCCCUCAGUGGCCUGCAGGCAGCCAGGGCUCCAGUGCUGCCCUCAGUGUCCCUCAGCAUGGAUGGCACUGUGCCCAGCCUGGCUGCCAGCAGAGAGCAGCACAGAGCCAGGGGGCUCCUGGGGCACUGCAGGGAUUCCCCAGAGCUCCUGGGCAGGGAUGGCAGCAGCACAGGCACCCGUGUGCCCUGCACAGGGACACUUCAGCAGCCCCUCAGUGAGACAUCCAUGGCUCAGGGGGCAGCAGGAGAGCCAGGGAUGUCUCACUGAGGGGGCCUCAGAACUCCACAGAACUGCAGCUUGACUGCACUCAGCAUUCUGAGCCCUACCUCUGUCCCAGGUCAGGCUGUUCUUUAAUCUUUAAGGUGUAACAGAUCCAGCAGGAGAACACAGUGAACAAGUCAGUGCAGAGAAAAGGGCAGCUAAGGAGUGACUCUGUUUGCUCUGCAGAGAGCACGGGGAGCUCCAAGAGCUGCAGGAAUACACAAUGUGCUGAACAGCCUCAUUUAGGAAAUCCACUGUGAAAAUUCAUGUUGUCAUAUUUUUCAGUAAACUCAGGGCUGGGGGAAUUUAGCAGGAAGAUGAUGAUUCCCCUAUGGAUAGAUGUACUUUUCCUUGUACAGGGUAGGCUUAUUGUGUACAGCAGUCAAAUCAAGCUGCAGAUCAAUGCCUGAGAUUUUAGGGAUGAGAAGAUCCACCCACCCUGUGACUCCAAAAUGUGCUUUGUGAAGGGAGGACUCUUCUUGUUUCCCUUGUAAAAAUGGAUUCUCUACUUAUGGAUAUGAGUGAGUUGUUUUUAAAGGAAAAUCAAAACCUGGAGGAAACUGAUUAAUGAUCCAAAGGAAUAUAAUGUUCUGAACUAAUAAAGUAAAUGGAAAUAUUUAUGUGCUUUAUGUACACUGUACAUUGUUUAAAGAUUUUAAAACUUAAUAUUCUACUUGAAAGGGCAUGUUAUUCACUAUUAAAUCCUCUGGUACUAUGACAGUUCAACUUACUAGUUUUGGUACAGAAGUUUGGUUUAUAAUUUUGUAAUAAAGUUGAAUUGUGAUUUA